Messenger RNA from Cuscuta campestris, 847 nucleotides. The record is from the annotation of a GenBank genome assembly. NCBI's taxonomy places the organism in Eukaryota, Viridiplantae, Streptophyta, Magnoliopsida, Solanales, Convolvulaceae.
CGAGAUCAAAAUAUUGGUUGUGCUUUGAAUAUGAUUGGUGUAGUAAAAAAGAACUUACAAGAUUUUAGAGAUCAUGGUUGGGAUGCCUUUUUGAAGGAAGUUAGUGAAUUUUGUGAAGAACAUGUAAUUGAUGUACCUAACAUGGAAGAUUAUCUUCGUGGGCGAUCAAGAAAGAAGAUGAAAGGUGGUGAACCCAUGACAAAUUAUGUGCAUUUUCGUGUAGAGAUCUUUGCAAAGGUGAUUGAUACUCUUGCUGUGGAAAUGGAUAGACACUUUACAGAGACAAACACAAAUUUACUAAGAUGUGUGAUGUGUCUUGAUCCUUCUAAUUGCUUUGCGAGUUUUGAUCAAGAUCGGCUAUUGGAACUUGCUGUAUUAUACUCAGAAGAUUUUAGUUCUACUGAUCGAGUUGAGCUUAUUCAUGAACUUCAAAAUUACAUUUCGGAUAUGAAAUUGAAUAAAGUUUUUGCUAACAUCUCCAAUCUUGGAAGUCUUGCAAAGAAGAUGGUGGGGAUGAAUUAUCACACAUUUUCCUUUGGUAUAUCGGCUUAUAGAAUUGGCAUUGAUAUUACCUGUUGGUACAGCUUCAGUGGAAAAGAGUUUUUCUGCGAUGAAUAUUGUCAAGACUGAUUUACGCAACCGUUUGGGAGAUGAGCUUUUAUCAGAUUGUCUGUUGUGCUACUUUGAGAAAGAAAUUUUUAAGAGCAUUGAUGAUGAAGUUAUUAUGCAGCGCUUUCAAAAGUUGGCAUCUCGAAAAAAUUUUCUACGGCCUCAAACAAGUCUUACUCCUUUACACAAGUAGAAGGAAUGUUUACUUGCAAUUUGCCAAUUAAGAUACUACUUACUA